Messenger RNA from Syngnathus acus (greater pipefish), 1263 nucleotides. It is a transcript of the gene unc50, whose product is annotated as unc-50 homolog (C. elegans). NCBI's taxonomy places the organism in Eukaryota, Metazoa, Chordata, Actinopteri, Syngnathiformes, Syngnathidae. The record is from RefSeq and is a predicted model, not a curated record. The transcript has 6 exons. Gene Ontology annotation, cellular component: Golgi membrane. The coding region runs from base 139 to 912 and encodes 257 amino acids.
AUUACCCACAAUGCCUCUCGCUAUUAUUACCGGAAACUGCUACGUGUUCAGUUUCGCGACACUUGAAGUAUAAACAGCUACACGAACGACCAACAAAAAGUUGCAUUUUUUGAGGAAAGGACAUAAACAAAAAGGUCCAUGUUGCCAACCAUCAGCCAACACAGCAAUGGUUCCCUUGGUUCGAGGGAUGCCGCACGUCACACAGCGGGUGCCAAGCGCUACAAGUACCUGCGAAGACUGCUCCACUUCAGGCAGAUGGACUUUGAAUUCGCCGCGUGGCAGAUGCUCUAUUUGUUCACGUCACCGCAGAGAGUCUACCGCAACUUCCACUACCGGAAACAGACCAAGGACCAAUGGGCCCGGGACGACCCAGCUUUCCUGGUGCUGCUCAGCAUCUGGUUAUGUGUUUCAACAUUAGGCUUUGGUUUGGUGCUGGACAUGGGCGUUCUUGAGACAUUGAAGCUUCUGCUGUGGGUUGUCUUCAUUGAUUGCAUAGGAGUGGGUCUCCUUAUAUCAACCCUCAUGUGGGUGAUAAGCAACAAAUACUUGCUGAAACACCCAAGCCGUGAGUUUGAUGUCGAGUGGGGUUACGCGUUUGACGUCCACCUCAAUGCUUUCUACCCGCUCCUUGUCAUUCUGCACUUCCUGCAGCUCUUUUUCAUCAACCAUUUGAUGAUGAUUAAAUCUGACUGGUUCGUCGGAUACUUUGUGGGGAACACUUUGUGGCUGAUUGCCAUCAGUUAUUAUCUCUACAUCACCUUCCUGGGGUACAAUGCUCUGCCUUUCCUGAAGAACACUGUGGUCCUGCUGUACCCCUUUGCCCCGCUGGCACUCCUUUACAUCCUCUCCAUCUCGCUUGGCUGGAACUUUACUCAAGGUCUCUGCUGGUUUUACAAGUACAGAGUCCAGUAGGCGAGGUGCGAUGGAAGCUGGACAGCGAUUUGCACACGUCAAAGUGACAGCGUAUCACUUGGCAGGACUGAUUCUGACUCUGGAAUAACGCUGUUUGUUUUCUGUUUGAGUUUGAAUGCCUCUGUUAGCAGUGACAUUGCAGGAACAAAGGAGAAGAGCUACAGCUUCUAGUUCAUUUUGUAUGAUUUGUAAAUAGAAUUCUGUGAGGUUGUAAUAUAUACACACAAAGAAUCGUGAAAACAUUUGCUGUGCUUUUGUUUUUAUUGGAGUGAGAGAAAAUCACUAACUUCAAAUGAAAACAUGAAACAGUGCACAUUCCAAUGCUUUUUCAAUAAAAUGUUUUCUGGACUU